Molecule: messenger RNA, 552 nt
Organism: Prunus armeniaca (apricot)
Lineage: Eukaryota; Viridiplantae; Streptophyta; Magnoliopsida; Rosales; Rosaceae
Source: the annotation of a GenBank genome assembly
AUGGAGAAGAGGGUGAACAAUGCACGGGAUUGCUGGGUUUUUGCAACUACUGGAAAUCAUCACUUCCCAAGAAACCCUAAUGGUUUCUACCCAUUUUGGCUAAGCUUUUCCCUUCAUUUCUCUUCUCCUCCCUUAGCUUUUCCUAUCUUGGUGAAAUUUCCUCUGUCUAUUAGGACAAAAUCAGGAACUUUGGGAGCUCAAGGCCCCUUUCCCGCGGCUAUUCCAGUGGGAGGCUCCAUUCUUAGCUAUUUUUCUUCUUCUUUCCUUCCUCCUUCCUUGGCUAGAUCUGAUGAAGGAAAGGAAGUGGAUACACAUGCUGGUUCAAAGGGUGCUUCUGGCAGCUCGCAGGCUAAUAUUCUUUGGUUCCUUGAAUGUUUCUUGCUUGGAACUUGCUCCCCCCAUGUGCUGGAACCUCCAGCAGUUUUUUUCAAUAAAUCUUCAGACCUCCCUCUUCGUGGCUUCUAUUUUUCUAGCAAGGGGCUGAGGCUUUUGUGGCUUAUUUUGGAGUUUUGUAUGGGCCAAGGUGGUUCCUUAAGUAAGUGGGAUAUUUAA